Yamadazyma jaroonii is the source of this 666-nucleotide messenger RNA. Lineage: Eukaryota; Fungi; Ascomycota; Pichiomycetes; Serinales; Debaryomycetaceae. The record is from the annotation of a GenBank genome assembly.
AUGAGUUCCAGUAGAAGGAUUAAAAAUGUGUCGAUAUCGGUACCUAUAUUAUAUGGUAAUCAUGCAGAGAAGUUAACUGAUGAUAAAAGAACAGCCAUUACACCCCCAGAUCAUACUCACGAAUGGACAGUGUUCCUUAAACCUGUUUUAGAUGGAGUUGAUUUAACUCCUUUGAUAAAGCGAGUAACUUUCAAAUUACAUGAAACCUAUGACACACCAGUAAGAUCCAUAGAAAGUCCACCUUAUCAAGUCACUGAAACAGGGUGGGGGGAGUUUGAGAUCAUCAUAAAGAUUCAUUUCCAUCCAGGAAGUGAAUUAGGUAUCAAUGAAAAAAACUUUCAAAUAUUUCAUGGUUUAAAGUUACAUCCAUUCAAUCCUAAAGCUCCACCGAGAGAGAAUGGUGAAGUUCAUUCAGUAUUAUAUGAUGAAUUAAUAUUCCAAGAACCCACAGAAGCAACAUUUGAAAUCUUAACUAGGAAGCCAUUUAAUUUACUACCUGAAACAAUUGAAGAUGAAGAAAAGAAAGAUCAAGAAUUCAGUAGAGGUGACGAGUCAGAUGAACUAGCAAGAUUAGAUGUGUUCAUUCAUAAAAUCAAACAAGAAAUCGAAACUCAAAAGAAUAAAUAUCAAGAUUUAGAACAAGAAAAAAUUGCUUUAUUGCAAUGA